This is a messenger RNA of Lacerta agilis (Sand lizard), 563 nucleotides long. RefSeq names its product pyrin domain-containing protein 1-like. The transcript is spliced from 3 exons. Bases 120 to 395 code for a protein of 91 amino acids. NCBI's taxonomy places the organism in Eukaryota, Metazoa, Chordata, Lepidosauria, Squamata, Lacertidae. Gene Ontology annotation, cellular component: cytoplasm. Gene Ontology annotation, biological process: regulation of inflammatory response. The record is from RefSeq and is a predicted model, not a curated record.
UAAUUUCAAGGGAGUUGGAUUCUCCCAUUCUACACCCAGCACAAGGUGCUUGUGGCUACACACCAACCAAUGCAUCAUUCAGCAGAACUAACCCAGGACAUGGUGUGGAAGGCAGAAGGAUGGAGAAGACCAUCACUGACCACCUGAUGUUCACCCUGGAGAACUUGCAAGAGAACGAACUCAAGAAAUUCAAGCUCAAGCUCCAUGAGUUUCCUGUUAAGAAGGGCUGUAACAACAUCCCCCUAGGGACACUGGAGAAGGCAGAUGUGGUGGACCUGAGCCAACUCCUCCUGAGUUUCUACAUGGAGGAUUAUGCUGUGCAGGUGACGGCUGAUGUCCUCAGAGCUAUCAACUGCAGGGAUGAGGCACAGAGGCUCCUCAGUCUCACUGGGUGAGAAAGGAGGAGUCCCAGCUUGUGGAGUUUGCUGUGAGGUAGGGCAAAUGGAGUGUCACCUGCCCCAGCCCCAUUACACCCUGUGAGUGGAGGGAGAUUGAUUCCGAUAAUCUCUUCAUGGGACCUGUGAGGGUGGAAAACUUUAUACCAGGUAAAAGGUAAAGGACCC